Messenger RNA from Rattus rattus (black rat), 1787 nucleotides. It is a transcript of the gene Pabir1, whose product is annotated as family with sequence similarity 122A. Lineage: Eukaryota; Metazoa; Chordata; Mammalia; Rodentia; Muridae. Gene Ontology annotation, cellular component: cytoplasm; nucleus. Gene Ontology annotation, biological process: mitotic G2/M transition checkpoint. Gene Ontology annotation, molecular function: protein serine/threonine phosphatase inhibitor activity. Bases 221 to 1081 code for a protein of 286 amino acids. The record is from RefSeq and is a predicted model, not a curated record. The transcript has a single exon.
ACCACUGCUCGCCCCUUCCCCGCCGCGGCGCCACAGCAAUGACGCAUUAAGCUGGCGCCGCAAGAACGAGCGUGUCAGGGCGCCUGCGCGAAGGGACACGCAUGCGCAGAGGGGUGAGCCCGCUGACAGAUUCUCGAAGGCGGCGGCGGCGGCCUUGGGCCGCGGGGAAUGGGAGUCCCAGGGCCCUGACUGAGCACCGCCCCCGCCUCCCUGCCGCGACAUGGCUCAGGAGAAGAUGGAGCUGGACCUGGAGCUGCCCGCGGGCACGGGCGCUAGCCCAGCGGAGGGCGGCGGCCCGGGCAGCGGGGGCCUCCGGAGGUCUAACAGCGCCCCCCUCAUCCACGGCCUCAGCGACUCCUCGCCGGUGUUCCAGGCCGAGGCGCCUAGCGCCAGGAGGAACAGCACGACGUUCCCGAGCCGCCACGGCCUGCUGCUCCCGGCCUCGCCGGUCCGAAUGCACAGCAGCCGCCUGCACCAGAUCAAACAAGAGGAGGGCAUGGACCUGAUCAACCGAGAGACGGUCCACGAGCGCGAGGUGCAGACCGCAAUGCAGAUAAGCCACUCCUGGGAGGAAAGUUUCAGCCUGAGUGACAACGACGUGGAGAAAUCCGCCUCUCCAAAGCGCAUCGAUUUCAUUCCGGUGUCUCCAGCACCGUCACCCACCCGGGGAAUUGGGAAGCAGUGUUUUUCACCGUCCUUGCAAAGUUUUGUGAGUAGCAACGGAUUGCCUCCAAGUCCUAUUCCCAGCCCAACCACCCGGUUUACUACCCGGAGAAGCCAGAGUCCCAUCAACUGCAUUAGACCAAGUGUUCUUGGACCAUUGAAAAGAAAAUGUGAAAUGGAAACUGAUUAUCAGCCAAAGAGAUUUUUCCAGGGCAUCACCAACAUGCUUUCUUCUGACGUUGCACAGCUGUCAGAGCCCGGAGUGUGUGUAUCUUCUGAUACCCUGGAUGGAAACAGCAGCAGUGCCGGAUCUUCCUGUAACUCACCAGCGAAAGUCAGCACUACCACCGACUCUCCUGUGUCGCCUGCCCAAGCAGCCUCCCCCUUUAUUCCAGUAGAUGAACUUUCCUCAAAGUGACUCACUCGUCUUGAAUCCCCCUCCCCCAAUGGAGAGACAAAAAAAUCAAGUUAGAGCAAGCACUGAACUUUGUCGAUUACGUUGAAGCUGUUUCCUAUUUGACUCUUCCCUCUUUUUGGAAAUUCCUGAAAUGUUAUUCUAGAGAAUUUCUAUGUCAGGUUCCUGCAGAUGCCCUUGAAUUCAGUGUAGUAAUAUUUUCGGACUUUUUAUCAAUAAGUGUGUUGAAGCAUACAUUUUACGCUGCUAAUAUGUCUAAAUACAUAUGUUAUCCCUUGAUUUUUUUAAAUAAUUGAGAGCUCUAUUUAUUUAUGGGAUUAUUAAGUUCUGAUGAAAAUAUAAAUGUUGAAUUUCAGUUUAGUAAACUGAUGUUUUAAAAUUCCAUAAUUCAUGGCACACUAAUUUUUGGUGUUUUUCAAUGGUUGCUAUUUUCCAUCUACUGAAGAACUUACCUUCUUACAGCUAAAAUAAUGUUAAUCAUAUCAGUCCACUGGUUGUCUAGUUUACCCAGGAGCCCUUGAUAUUUAAUGUCCUAGGCAGAAAGAUGGGUGGGAGGAAAAAAACGACAAAAGGAGAAACAACACUUUGCAGCAAAUAUUUUAAAAUUAAGUAUAUAAAAGUAAGUAAGGACAUUUUCUAACAAUUUUCAUAGUAACUCUAGUAAAUCACACUAAUAUAACUACAAAAAUGAAAUUUCUUUUUGAAAACA